GAGCGGCGGCGGUGGCGGCGGCCGCGGGGCCAGGCGAGCAUGUAGCGGCCACGGGCGACGCGGGGCUCCCGGGGCGGGCCGGGCCGCGGGGGCCGCUCGCGGCGACAUGGACGAGGAGGGCAAGAAGGGCAAGAAGCCCGGGAUUGUGUCGCCGUUUAAGCGAGUAUUCCUUAAGGGUGAAAAGAGUAGAGAUAAGAAAGCCCACGAGAAGGUGACAGAGAGGCGCCCUCUGCACACGGUGGCGCUGUCCCUGCCUGAGCGCGUGGAGCCUGACAGACUGCUGAGCGACUACAUUGAGAAGGAGGUGAAGUACUUAGGUCAAUUAACGUCCAUACCAGGAUACCUGAAUCCCUCCAGUAGGACCGAGAUCCUGCAUUUCAUAGACAAUGCAAAGAGAGCCCACCAGCUCCCCGGACACCUGACCCAGGAACAUGACGCUGUGAUCAGCCUGUCUGCCUACAACGUCAAGCUGGCCUGGCGGGACGGGGAAGACACCAUCCUCAGGGUCCCCAUCCACGACAUCGCCGCUGUGUCCUAUGUGCGGGACGACGCCUCGCACCUGGUGGUCCUGAAGACAGCCCAGGACCCUGGCAUCUCCCCCAGCCAGAGUCUGUGUGCAGAAAGUUCCAGAGGCCUCCCCGCAGCCUCCCUGUCAGAGAGUGGAGUAGGGCCUGUGGAGGCGUGCUGCCUGGUAAUCCUGGCGACGGAGAGCAAGGUUGCCGCCGAGGAGCUGUGCUCCCUGCUCGGGCAGGUCUUCCAGAUCGUGUACACAGAGUCCACCAUCGACUUCCUGGACCGAGCCAUAUUCGACGGGGCCUCCACACCCACCCACCACCUGUCUCUCCACAGCGACGACUCUUCCAGCAAGGUGGACGUGAAAGAGCCAUACGAGACGGAGGUUGGCACGUUCUCCUUCCCUGAGUGCGCGCAUGCAGGCGGCGUCUCGCCCUUGUCCUUCUGUAUGCAGACGGCGCCCCACGCCAAGACAGUCAGUGAGAGCGAGCUGAGCGCCACUGCCACCGAGCUGCUGCAGGACUACAUGCUCACGCUGCGCACCAAGCUCUCCUCGCAGGAGAUCCAGCAGUUCGCUGCACUGCUGCACGAGUACCGGGAUGGGGCCUCAGUGCACGAGUUCUGCAUCAACCUGCGCCAGCUCUACGGGGACAGCCGCAAGUUCCUGCUGCUUGGUCUGCGGCCCUUCAUCCCGGAGAAGGACAGCCAGCACUUUGAGAACUUCCUGGAGACCAUUGGGGUGAAGGAUGGCCGGGGCAUCAUCACCGAUAGCUUCGGCAGGUACCGGCGGGCGCUGAGCUCCGCCUCCACCUCCACCUGCACCGGAAAUAGGGCCACGGGCAGCUCAGAUGACCAGUCCGCGCCCUCAGAAGGGGACGAAUGGGACCGCAUGAUCUCGGACAUCAGCAACGACAUUGAGGCUCUGGGCUGCAGCAUGGACCGGGACUCCGCCUGACCCUCUACUGUGAAGGACGUGCCCCGGGGCGCUGGUGCAUGGGCCUGCCCCCGGAGGGGUCCUGGGGGGGCCCUUUGGUUUUGCACACGACAUUUCUGUCGAAACUCUGAGAACUUUGAAGAAGUUUACCGCGAUGUGAAUGAUUCA
Hyaena hyaena (striped hyena) is the source of this 1615-nucleotide messenger RNA. It is a transcript of the gene CCM2, whose product is annotated as CCM2 scaffold protein. NCBI's taxonomy places the organism in Eukaryota, Metazoa, Chordata, Mammalia, Carnivora, Hyaenidae. Gene Ontology annotation, biological process: vasculogenesis; heart development. The record is from RefSeq and is a predicted model, not a curated record. The coding region runs from base 107 to 1468 and encodes 453 amino acids. The transcript is spliced from 10 exons.